Messenger RNA from Lolium rigidum, 702 nucleotides. RefSeq names its product pre-mRNA cleavage factor Im 25 kDa subunit 1-like. The record is from RefSeq and is a predicted model, not a curated record. Gene Ontology annotation, molecular function: mRNA binding. The transcript is spliced from 6 exons. Bases 1 to 663 code for a protein of 220 amino acids. Gene Ontology annotation, cellular component: mRNA cleavage factor complex. NCBI's taxonomy places the organism in Eukaryota, Viridiplantae, Streptophyta, Magnoliopsida, Poales, Poaceae.
AUGGGGCUGGAGAUGCUGCCGGCGGAGGCUGGGCCUGCGGCGGCGGGGGAGAGAUCACGGGAGCAGCAGGCGGUGGAGAUAUACCCGCUGAGCCGCUACUACUUCGGAGCCAAGGACGCCCGGUCACUGUCAGACGGCGCCGAGACCGCCGUCGACCGCGCCCUCCGCCUCAAGUCCAACUUCGAGGCCAACGGGCUCCGGACCUGCGUCCAUGGCGUCUUGCUGGUAGAGCUAUCCGGUCACCCGCACCUUCUGCUCCUGCAGGUCAGGAACUCCUCCUUCCUGCUCCCCGGAGGCCGCCUCAGGCCUGCCGAGCAAGAUGUCCAAGGGCUCAGACGCAAGCUUGCGGGCAAGCUAUCGGGCGCCGAUCCAAACGAGGACCGCGACUGGCAGAUCGGGGAGUGCAUCGGAAUGUGGUGGAAAUCCGACUUCGAGGCCGGGCCGUUACCAUAUCUGCCUCCAAACGCCCGCGCACCAAAGGAAUGCAUAAAGCUGUUCUUGGUUAGGCUGCCGAGGUCUCGCCAGUUCAUCGUGCCAAGGAACCUCAAGCUCCUAGCCGUGCCUCUGUCCCAGGUUCAUGCCAAUGUUCAGGUGUAUGGCCCGAUCAUAUCUGGGGUUCCGAAUCUGCUGUCCAAGUUCUCCGUCAACGUUGUACGGGGCUGAGGAGCGAGGAGGUGCUUUGUCUGACUGUGCUAAAAAGGG